UGUCAGCCUGCGCGGUCCGAGCGCACCGAGUGGGAGGCGACAACCUACACCGCCAGUGUUUCACGGUGACUCCAUCAGAGCUGUUAGCUGUUUGUUGUGUCACAAGGAAGACAUCAAGAAGGAAGCCGCAGGGGAAAAUGGAAAACGAAUACAGGAGGAAGAUGAAGGAGAAACUUGGCCUGAGGCGAGACAUCUUUAAGGAGUUCCUGGCGGAGUUUCUGGGGAUAUUUUUCCUGAUACUUUUUGGAUGCGGUUCGGUGGCCCAGAUGGUCCUGAGCAGAGCAGGUCUCGGUGACAUACUGAGUGUCCACAUUGGUUUCACUCUUGGAGUCAUGAUGGCCGUCUAUAUUGCAGGGGGAGUGUCAGGAGCCCAUGUGAACCCGGCAGUCUCUCUGGCCAUGCUGAUCCUGGGGAAGCUGCCUCUAAAGAAGUUCCCCAUAUACGUGGCAGCACAGUUCCUGGGGGCUUUUGCUGGAUCAUGUGCCGUCUAUGGAUUGUAUUAUGAUGCUUUGAUGGACUUUACCAAAGGAGAAUUUAUUGUUACAGGUGAAAAUGCCACAGCCACCAUAUUUGCAAGUUAUCCUUCAAAACAUCUGUCUGUCCUAAACGGGCUUGGUGAUCAGGUAAUUGCAACCGCUGCACUGGUCAUAUGUAUCCUGGCUAUCACUGACAGGAAGAAUAUUGGCGCUCCAAAGGGCAUGGAGCCUCUGUGCAUUGGCCUGAUCAUCGCAGGCAUUGGAGUGUCCAUGAGUCUGAACUGUGGCUAUCCAAUCAACCCGGCUCGAGACCUUGGCCCCCGUUUCUUCACGGCUUUGGCUGGAUGGGGCAUGGAAGUUUUCAGAGCUGGAGGCUGCUGGUGGUGGAUUCCUGUGGUAGGGCCCAUGGUGGGUGGCGCAGUUGGAGCAGGUGUUUACCUAAUCUUCAUUGAGCUGCACCACCCUGAACCUGAAAAACAAGAGGAGAACAAUGUCCAGGACAAAUAUGAGAUCGUAACUAUGACUUAAUACAAAAAAAACAGGUGUUAGCAUGAAAACUGAAAUCUAUUUCUACUAUAAAAAAUAUCUGAGUAUAUUUACAGUGAAUAGUUGCAUGAAGCAUGUACGUGAAUGGAAAAUUUUAUAGUCAUUUAUUUAUAUACACAUGAAUAUUUUAUGAAGCCUUUAAAGUCUCCUUUUUUAAAAAGUCUAUACGACUUCAGGUAUCAGGGUUUAUCUUCCAGGGGCUCUUUUAUAUUUUAUAAAUUUGACUAAAAUAAUAUAUCAACUAUACAAAAAAUAUAUUCUCUUUAGUAUCAUAAUAAUAUAACCUUAUAUAAAGUGUUUUUUCUGCAUUAAUCAGUAGCUAUGCAGUAUUUUUAAUCUCCUAUUUCCUAACUGGGACCAUCUUCUCCUGUUAGAAAUAUUUGCCAAGUUUCUGAACAUUUAUUGUUUUUUUAUGUGCUUCUGUCAAACAAGUGGGCAUUAAAUAUACAGCAUGUAUUUGAAAACUGUUGAAUGAUAGCAAUUUAUGUUUAGGUAGUGGCAUUAAUUGGUAUCGUGGAGUGUCUUCUCUCUGUGUCACACCAUCCUUUGCGUGCAUGUAAAAAUGUACGAUUGCUGCAUCUUGCUGUUGUCGUUUUGUUUUUUUAACGUGUAUAUGUAGAAAGUCGAGCCUUAAAAUGACGAUACUGGUAUAAGUUUAUAUUUUAAUUUAUGUAUGCUCGCAUAAACUUUUCUUCUCUGCAAAGAAUGUAGCACAUGUCACUCAAUUCCUUCAUGUUCUUUGUAGCGGUAGUGUCACUGUAUCACAGGCAGUAUGCAAACACUGACUGUAACUGUUUACAUUAAAACCUUCUCACAGCUAAUGUGAGAAAUGUGUAAUAAAGGCUGAAAAUUCCCUCCAAAGCACACAA
This is a messenger RNA of Pelmatolapia mariae (spotted tilapia), 1891 nucleotides long. RefSeq names its product aquaporin 9b (gene aqp9b). The transcript is spliced from 6 exons. The record is from RefSeq and is a predicted model, not a curated record. Gene Ontology annotation, biological process: glycerol transmembrane transport; water transport. Gene Ontology annotation, molecular function: urea transmembrane transporter activity; glycerol channel activity; water channel activity. Lineage: Eukaryota; Metazoa; Chordata; Actinopteri; Cichliformes; Cichlidae. The coding region runs from base 138 to 1004 and encodes 288 amino acids. Gene Ontology annotation, cellular component: basolateral plasma membrane; plasma membrane.